This is a messenger RNA of Megalops cyprinoides (Indo-Pacific tarpon), 3090 nucleotides long. RefSeq names its product 3-hydroxy-3-methylglutaryl-coenzyme A reductase-like. Gene Ontology annotation, biological process: isoprenoid biosynthetic process; coenzyme A metabolic process; sterol biosynthetic process. Gene Ontology annotation, cellular component: peroxisomal membrane; endoplasmic reticulum membrane. Lineage: Eukaryota; Metazoa; Chordata; Actinopteri; Elopiformes; Megalopidae. Gene Ontology annotation, molecular function: hydroxymethylglutaryl-CoA reductase (NADPH) activity; protein binding; NADP binding. Bases 94 to 2742 code for a protein of 882 amino acids. The record is from RefSeq and is a predicted model, not a curated record. The transcript has 20 exons.
AUCCGGAUUACAUAAUUAGAGCCCGAGGUUCGAUGGGUCGUUUUGUGGGAGACGACUGUCUAAACAAAGGAGACCCGGUGACGUACCAGCACCAUGUUGACCGGGUUAUUCCACAUUCACGGCCUUUUCGUGGCCUCCCACCCCUGGGAAGUGAUCGUGGGGACCGUGACUGUGACCAUCUGCAUGAUGUCCAUGAACAUGUUCACCAGCAGCGACCAGAUCUGCAGCUGGAGCUAUGGCUGCCCCAAGAUUGAGGAGCAGAUCCUAAGCAGUGACAUCAUCAUCCUAACAAUCACGCGAUGCAUAGCCAUUCUCUACAUCUAUUUCCAAUUUCAAAAUCUGCGACAGCUCGGGUCAAAAUAUAUAUUGGGGAUUGCGGGUCUUUUCACAAUAUUCUCAAGCUUUGUAUUCAGCACUGUGGUGAUUCAUUUCUUGGACAAAGAACUCACAGGCCUUAAUGAAGCGUUGCCAUUCUUCCUGCUGCUGAUCGACCUCUCCAAAGCGUGUGCCCUUGCUAAAUUCGCCCUGAGCUCCAGCUCUCAGGAUGAAGUGAGGGAUAACAUAGCCCGUGGAAUGGCCAUCCUGGGACCUACCUUCACUCUGGAUGCCCUUGUGGAGUGUCUGGUGAUUGGGGUGGGCACUAUGUCAGGUGUUCGUCAGCUGGAGAUCAUGUGCUGCUUCGGCUGCAUGUCGGUCCUGGCCAACUACUUUGUCUUCAUGACCUUCUUCCCAGCCUGCGUCUCCCUGGUGCUGGAGCUGUCCCGCGAGAGCCGAGAGGGGCACCCUAUCUGGCAGCUGAGCCACUUCGCCCGCGUCCUGGAGGAGGAGGACAACAAGCCCAACCCCGUCACCCAGAGGGUGAAGAUGAUCAUGUCCCUGGGCCUGGUUCUGGUCCACGCUCACAGUCGCUGGGUUGCGGAACCGUCCUCCCAAAACCGCACGAUCGAAGGGCCCUGCGUGGCCCUGAGCCUGAACCUGAACGACAACGUUCCUAAGAGGAUUGACCAGGAGCGUCCCCUGUGGAGGUUCCACCUCUUCAGGGCGGUCAGCAUGGACGUGGAGCAGGUGAUCACGCUGGGGCUGGCCCUCCUCCUGGCCGUCAAGUACGUCUUCUUCGAGCAGGCGGAGACCGAGUCCACGCUGUCCCUGGCCAACCCCAUCACCAGCCCCUCAGCAGCCCAGAGGAGGGCUGCGAGUCAGUGCUGCAGGAUGGAGGCGGCCCCACCCAGAGGCCCGCAGGGGAACGCCCCACAGUCCGGCCGCGCCUCCAGAGAGGAGAAGGCUGAGGUCAUCUGUCCACCACUCGCCUCAGAAAAACUGAAAGAUGCCCCUGGGUCGGGCGGUGGCACCACAGCAGUGGACUGUCCUGCAGAUCAGCUGCUAAAGCAGCCCCCGGAGCCCCGCCCUGCCGCUGAGUGUCUCUCCAUACUGAAGAACCCAGAGAUGGGUGCGGGUUACCUAAGUGACACAGAGGUGAUCUCACUGGUGAACUCCAAGCACAUCCCGGGGUAUAAGCUGGAGGAGUUGAUGGAGACGCCCGAGCGUGGGGUGCUGAUCCGCCGCAAGAUCCUGGCCUCCAAACUGCCCGACCCUUCCGCCCUCGCCUGCCUGCCCUACGAGGACUACGACUACUCCAAGGUGAUGGGGACCUGCUGUGAGAACACCAUUGGCUACGUCCCCGUGCCGGUGGGAGUGGCUGGGCCGCUGCUCUUGGAUGGGAAGCAGUUCCACGUUCCCAUGGCAACGACGGAGGGCUGCUUGGUGGCCAGCACCAACCGAGGCUGCAGGGCAAUCGCUUUGGGUGGGGGUGCGAGCAGCCGGGUACUGGCCGAUGGCAUGACCCGGGGGCCGGUGGUGCAGCUGCCGUCCGCGUGCAGGGCUGCAGAGGUCAAGGCGUGGCUGGAGACUCCCGAAGGCUUCGAGGCCGUCAAGGAGGCCUUUGACCACACCAGCAGAUUUGCGCGCCUGGAGAAGCUGAUGGUCAGCCUGGCGGGAAGGAACCUGUACAUUCGCUUUCAGUCCAAAACCGGGGACGCCAUGGGGAUGAACAUGAUCUCCAAGGGCACAGAGCAGGCCCUCUCCCGGCUCCAAGAGGAGUUCCCCGAGCUGCACAUCCUGUCGGUCAGUGGGAACUUUUGCACCGACAAGAAGCCGGCCGCCAUCAACUGGAUCGAGGGCCGCGGGAAGUCCGCCGUGUGCGAGGCCACCAUCCCAGCCAGAGUGGUCAGAGAGGUUUUGAAGACCACCACAGAGGCCCUCGUCGCCCUGAACAUCAGCAAGAACCUGGUGGGCUCGGCGAUGGCCGGCAGUAUCGGGGGCUGCAACGCCCACGCGGCUAACAUCGUGACGGCCAUUUACAUCGCCUGCGGCCAGGAUCCUGCGCAGACAGUUGGUAGCUCCAACUGCAUCACCCUGAUGGAGGCAACAGGGCCGUCCGGGGACGACCUCUACAUCAGCUGCACCAUGCCCUCCAUCGAGCUGGGCACCGUCGGGGGCGGCACCAACCUGGCCCCCCAGCAGUCCUGCCUACAGAUGCUGGGCGUGCAAGGUGCCAGCCAGGACCGCCCGGGGGAGAACGCCCGCCAGCUCGCCCGGGUGGUGUGCGCCACGGUGCUCGCCGGGGAGCUCUCCCUCAUGGCCGCCCUCGCUGCGGGUCACCUGGUCAAGAGUCACAUGACGCACAACAGGUCAAAAGUAAACUUGCAAGAAAUUGCAGGGACGUGCUCCAAGAGUGCAAACUGAAGCUGGAAUGUACCAGAGCGGGGUCCUCUGGACAGGGGGACUGCCACAUCAGACGCUUGGGAAGCCUGCUUAAGUCUUAAGUCUCUCCAUGUCAACUUUCAGCAACUGCAACAGUGAGACUGAAACGUCCUGCCUGUUCAGCACAUUUGAACGACACACGUGAAGUAUAAGGCUGACAGAUGUCAUAACCCAGUUUUGUUGUUCAUGCCACUGGAGCUGGCCUGUUCUCCAGAAUUCUACUUUCUUCAUUGUGUGAGCAGGGGCCAAACGGUUGACAGUAUGGAUGAUUUAUGUUUUUUGUUUGUUCUAAGUUUAGCCAAGCAUUUUGACGCAUGGCUUGUCUUUUUG